CGUAAAGACAAACCGCACAAAAGCUAGAUUGCCAAAAAAAUGCCUCCCAAGACAGGGCCUCGCCCUAGAAGAGGACCUAGGGUUACCGCCCGGAAAAGCGUCCCUCCUUCCAACCCCGCUCCAGAUGAUUCCGUACAUCCUCCGGCCCCGACCGCCGCCACUGCCGCCACCUCCGCCACUACCAUUUCUACCACCGCGCCUGCUUCUGAAAGUGAAACCACCGUCCCUUCUUUAUCCUCCCCGGUUGAAGCCAAUUCCGUUGAAACUCCAACAGCUCCAGAAGCCGCUCCUCAAUCUGGAACUGGAACUGAAAACGAAAAUGAAACGACAAUUGUGCCUCAAUUGGUGGAGCCUUCGCCUGAAGUCAAUGAAGAAAGUGAUGCUCCUCCAUUGACCUCUCCUCCGCCGGCCAAGAAGACGGUCAGGGUUGUGAAAAAGAAGGUGGUCAGAAAAAUGGUUACCAGAAGAGUGGAAAAGGGUUUGGUUGGGUCUUCCACUACACAGUCGGAGGCAAAACCUAGUCCUAAUUCUGAUCCUGCCGUAUCUGCUGCAAUGGAGGGGGUGGUUGUUUCGGGUUUGGCUGAGGAAGUUGAAAACCCUAAACCUCCCUUGGACGGGGUGGUGAUUUCGGGCUUGGAUCAUGAAAUUGAAAAGCCUAGCCCUCCCAUUUCUGUUACAAUGGAGGGAGUCACUGUUUUGGGUUCGGCAGAUGAAGUUGAAAAACCUAACCCUAACCCAAAGAUUCUGUCUGAAGCUGCGGCUGUGAUUCCGACAGAAGGUCUUGUAUCGACUUUGGUAGAGGAUACCAUUGAAAACCCCCGUAUUUCUGCUAUGGAAGAUGUAAAUGUGGAUUCAAUUAAAGAUCAGAAGGGCGAAUCAGAGAAUGAAAAUAUGAAUCCCCAGGGCGAAAUGAAGGAAGAGGUGGAGAAUUGUGAUGGAGGUGGUACCAAGGAAGUGGCUGAGGUGGAGGAUAGCAUGGCAGUCCUGAGCGAGGAAAUGGAGGCAUUAGAGAGGCAGAAGAGGAGGAAAACUGAGAUCUUUAUUGGUGGGUUGGACAAGAGCGCCAAGGAGGAAGACAUUAGGAAAGUUUUUGAGGAAGUGGGUGAGGUUUUAGAAGUGAGGCUGAUGAUGAACAGUAAGACGGGGAAGAACAAGGGGUAUGCAUUUCUGCGGUUUGCUUUAGCAUCUGAUGCUAAAAAGGCUCUGGCAAAAUACCCAAAAAUUGAGAUUUGCGGAAAGCAGUGUGGAACAGCACCUGUUGAGGGCAACGACACGAUAUUUCUCGGUAAUAUUGACAAAAACUGGAAGAAUGAAGAUGUUGUUAAACUGUUGCAGGAGAUUGGAAUAGAUAAAAUUGAUAAAGUUACCGUUAUGGUUGAUCCUAGCAAUAUUGAACGUAACCGUGGUUUUGCAUUUCUAGAACUUGAAACUAACAAAGAUGCUCAAUUAGCAUACAAGAAACUUCAAAAGAAGGACAUCUUUGGGAAGCACCAGAACAUUAAAGUUGCUUGGGCCGAACCCUUGAAUGAGCCAGAUGAAGACGAGAUGCUGAAGGUGAAAACAGUUUAUGCAGAAUACAUACCUUCUUCGUGGGAGGAAGAGAAAGUGCGUGAUUGUUUCAAAAAGUUUGGGGAGAUCGAAAGUGUUGUUCUUGCUCGAAAUCUACGCUCAUCUAAGAGGAAAGACUUCGCAUUUGUUAAGUAUACAACCCGUGAGGCUGCUCUAGAGUGCAUUGAGUCGUUUAAUCGGGAGCCAUUGCAUGAUGCGGAGUGCAAGGUUAAGGUGAAGGUAUCUCUUGCAAAACCCAUACCAAAGGGCAAGCAAAUCAAGCGAGUCUCAGAUCCUCUUAGCAAGGACAUCUCCAAUCAGAAGCCAAAGGCAACUAAACGUGAUAUAAAGCCGAAUAACCCCAGAAACAAGGGAAAAUCUGUAGGAAAUACUUAUGAAGAAAAAAAUGUUGUAGGACGGUCUUCUACAAAUGCUGAACUUGUACAGCUCUUGAGGGAGCAGGCUUCAUGGAGGCAGCCACAAAGAGGAUUAGGUGGAGCAUCUGUUAAUCUGGAGUAUCCUUACUCUCUACCUGGAAGCAAGCGUCCGUAUGCUGCAUUGGGAGAUGAUCCACUUUAUUCAGACCCGAGAGUGCGUCCUCGCACACACUUAGAAAGUUCUUUUCCAGUUGCAAGCCCAGGUUACACUGCAAUUUCCCAAGGUGCUGGUAUGACAUCUCUUUCCUAUCAUGAGCGUCAAGGUGCUCGUUAUACAUCAGGAUAUGCAUACUUGGAUCUUCCAACUGGUUUCCAGAGAGAAGGAGCUUCUUACCAUGGGAGCAACGGUCUAUAUGGUCGAUAUUGAUGGGGAGUGAUGUGGUGAGAAAUUGAGAAGGAGAUGCCAAACAUCUUUUCCAACUAAAUCAAUAAGCAUUUUACUUUUUGUAAUCUAGUAACUUGGUAAGACGAUGAUGAUGGUCUGAUGGUAGAUGGAUGUAACAGGAGGUAAUGGUGGUGUACAGGGUGGUGUCUUUGGCUUUGGCUUUUGUAAAUCCUGAUGAGCUCUUUCAUAUAUUUUAUUGAAUUAUUUUAGGAAUAACUUCGUCGACUCUGAUUUAUUAAAAUGAAUUUUCAUUUUACACCUCCACCAA
Vitis riparia (riverbank grape) is the source of this 2638-nucleotide messenger RNA. RefSeq names its product nucleolin-like. The transcript has 12 exons. Lineage: Eukaryota; Viridiplantae; Streptophyta; Magnoliopsida; Vitales; Vitaceae. The record is from RefSeq and is a predicted model, not a curated record. Gene Ontology annotation, molecular function: mRNA binding. The coding region runs from base 40 to 2352 and encodes 770 amino acids. Gene Ontology annotation, cellular component: nucleus.